Harpia harpyja (harpy eagle) is the source of this 1068-nucleotide messenger RNA. RefSeq names its product aquaporin-2-like. Gene Ontology annotation, molecular function: water channel activity. The transcript has 6 exons. NCBI's taxonomy places the organism in Eukaryota, Metazoa, Chordata, Aves, Accipitriformes, Accipitridae. Gene Ontology annotation, biological process: transmembrane transport. Gene Ontology annotation, cellular component: plasma membrane. The record is from RefSeq and is a predicted model, not a curated record. The annotation marks the transcript as partial.
GGGCCGGGGCGGGCCGGGAGCCAGGCGGGCCCGCGCCUGACGUCACGCCCGGGAGCCAGCCUGGAAUCUGGGCUGGCACCGCGCACGCCGGGUCCUAACGCCGGGGACGGCCCCGCUCCGGUGGGGGUGCACCGGGCCGGUUUUCCACACCCCCCCCCCCCCCCCCCUCCACUCCACUCUACUUCCACUCCGGGCUGCGGGGAUUGCGGCUCCUCGCGGGGGCGGACACCGCACACCGUGGGCCGCCUGGAGCUGCGGAGCGGGUGCUUCUGGCGGGGGGUGCUGGCGGAGGCAUCGGCGACGCUCAUCUUCGUGGGGGUGGUACUGGGCGCCUCGGCAGCCCCCGGGCCCCUGGCGCCGGCGCUGGCCGGGGGGCUGGCGGCCGGGGCGCUGGCCUGCACCCUCGGGGCACCCCAGGCCAACCCGGCACUCACCCUGGCCCUGCUCUGCACCCGCAAGCUGGGUGCCCUGCGCGGGGCUGCCGGGCUCCUGGCCCAGUGCUCCGGGGCCGUGCUGGCCGCCGCCGCCGCCCGCCUGGUGCUGCCGGACGACGCCAGCCUCAUCACCAGGGUGAGUGCGGCAGGGACGGCGAGGCAGGCGCUGGCCUGGGAGACCUUCGCCACCUUCCAGCUGGCUCUGGUCGCCUUUGCUGCUGCCGACCGGGCAGCCCCCCAGGGCGGGCUGGCCCUGGGCAGCGCUGUGGCUGCCGGCGCCCUGGCCGCGGGGCCGUUCUCGGGGGGCAGCAUGAACCCGGCACGCUCGCUGGGACCGGCCAUCGUCACCGGCGUCUGGGACGACCAUUGGGUGUACUGGCUGGGGCCAGUGCUGGGUGCGGUGCUGGCCGGGCUCUCCUACGAGUUCGUCUUUGCCCCCGGUGCCUCCCGGGAGAAACUGGGUGCCUGCCUCGCCUGCCGGGACGUGGCGCUGGUGGAGACCACCAGCCCGUCCCCCUCCUCGCCCUCCGCCCGUGGCCCCCGGCCCCCCCAGCUGAGCGGGGCCAGGGCACAGCCUGAGCCCCCCCCAGCCCCCAGCUCUGACCCAGCCUACGGGAGGUGGCACGGGGAUUAA